UUCUUCCUCCUCCUUUUUCUUCUUCACAGACACAGGAAGAGAGAGAGAGAGCUCAAUGGGUAAGACGUUGGUUCUGAGAUCGCUAUACCGCUCGCUUUGCUCCAGAUCUUACUAUGUGGCCGCUGUCAGCCACAAAUUUCUCCCCCACCAGCACCAGACUUCUCGAAGCCUCUUCAAUCUCUCAUCUCCAUCUCUCUCAGGCGCUCCGAACCGCCCCCUCUCUGGUUGCCUGUCUUCUCUUUCAAUGGGCUUAGGAAGCAAGCGGUUUUAUAGUGACGAUGUAAGUCACAUGCCAGCUGUAAAAGAUCCCGAGCUUUACAAUGCUUUCAAGGAUUUAAUGGCUAAUAGUUGGGAUGAGCUUCCCAACCAUGUCAUCCAUGAUGUGAAGGCAGCUUUGUCUAAAAGCACCGAUGACACAACUGGCAAAGAGGUCGUGGAAAAUGUUUUCCGUGCAGCUGAAGCAGUUGAGGAAUUUGGCGAUAUUCUUGUGAGUUUGAAGAUGGAAAUUGAUGACUCCAUUGGAUACAGUGGUGAGGAUGUAAAGCCCUUGUCAGAUGAGCUUAAGAAUGCACUUCAUACAGUUCACAAGCGCUACACUACUUAUUUGGAUGCAUUUGGGCCUGAUGAGACCUAUUUGCGGAAGAAAGUAGAGACAGAGUUGGGAACAAAGAUGAUACACUUAAAGAUGAGAUGCAGUGGCCUGGAUUCUGAGUGGGGAAAGGUUUCAGUUCUUGGAACUUCUGGACUCUCUGGGUCAUAUGUUGAGCAAAGAGCUUAGAACCAUAGUUUUUUGACAAGUUCGAUGUAAUUGGGAGCAUUGUGUUUAUAAUAAUGUUUUGCAAUAUCUGGAGACUGGCUGGUGUAGCCCCUCUUAAAAGCCUUAUGGUCGAGGUUCUAGGGCAGUUAAAUAAGAGUAAUCGAUGUCAAUUAAAACUGAGGAACAAUGCUGCAUCGUGUUUCUAAUAUUUUCUUCUGAGCUGAUUUCAUGAUGGUGUCAGUUCUGUUUCUUUCUAAAAAAAUGUCAGUUUGAUCUGUCCCAUUAUGCUUA
This is a messenger RNA of Carya illinoinensis, 1048 nucleotides long. Its product is annotated as succinate dehydrogenase subunit 5, mitochondrial-like. Gene Ontology annotation, cellular component: respiratory chain complex II (succinate dehydrogenase). The transcript has 4 exons. Gene Ontology annotation, biological process: tricarboxylic acid cycle. The record is from RefSeq and is a predicted model, not a curated record. NCBI's taxonomy places the organism in Eukaryota, Viridiplantae, Streptophyta, Magnoliopsida, Fagales, Juglandaceae. The coding region runs from base 56 to 778 and encodes 240 amino acids.